This is a messenger RNA of Emys orbicularis (European pond turtle), 1125 nucleotides long. RefSeq names its product solute carrier family 30 member 2 (gene SLC30A2). Gene Ontology annotation, molecular function: zinc ion transmembrane transporter activity. The record is from RefSeq and is a predicted model, not a curated record. Gene Ontology annotation, biological process: zinc ion transmembrane transport; response to zinc ion. The transcript has 8 exons. Gene Ontology annotation, cellular component: plasma membrane. Bases 1 to 1125 code for a protein of 374 amino acids. Lineage: Eukaryota; Metazoa; Chordata; Testudines; Emydidae.
AUGGCGGACGGGGAGGAGAAGCGGCACCUGCUGGAGGAGCCCGGAGACAGGUCCUAUCUGAGCGUCUCCGAGAAGAACUUUCGCAAUUCCAUGCUCAAGUACGUUCCAGACGUGUCCUCCAUUGAGCUGGGCCUCCCGGGGAACCAGCAUUGUCAUUCCAACCGGGCUGCUGGCAGCCACUACGGUUCCGAAAAGCAACGGGCUCGAAGGAAACUCUACAUCGCAUCCGUGAUCUGCCUGGUCUUUAUGACCGGAGAAGUCGUAGGGGGAUACCUGGCCCACAGCCUGGCCAUCAUGACAGACGCAGCUCACCUGCUGACGGACUUCGCCAGCAUGAUGAUCAGUCUGUUUUCCCUGUGGAUGGCCUCGCGGCCGGCUACCAAAACCAUGAACUUCGGCUGGCACCGAGCAGAGAUCCUGGGGGCCCUGCUCUCGGUGCUGUCGAUCUGGGUGGUGACCGGAGUCUUGGUUUACCUGGCAGUGGAGCGUCUGCUCUCGAACAACUACGAGAUCGAAGGGGGCGCCAUGCUCAUCACCUCCGCCUGUGCUGUGGCGGUGAAUAUCAUAAUGGGAGUCACUCUUCACCAGUCGGGUCAUGGGCACAGCCACCAGGGCCAUACCCACCAUGGCCACAGCAAGCAGCGGAGCACCAGCGUCCAGGCCGCCUUUAUCCAUGUGGUCGGGGACCUGCUGCAGAGCGUUGGCGUCCUGGUAGCUGCAUACAUCAUAUAUUUCAAGCCAGAGUACAAAUAUGUAGACCCCAUCUGUACCUUCCUGUUCUCAAUCCUGGUCCUUGGAACGACGCUGACCAUCCUCCGGGAUGUCGUCCUAGUGCUGAUGGAAGGUACCCCAAAAGGGGUGGACUUUAACAACGUGAAGGAGAUCUUGCUGUCCAUCAAUGGUGUGAAAGCCCUUCACAGCCUCCACAUCUGGGCCCUGACUGUGUCGCACCCGGUGCUGUCAGUCCAUAUAGCAAUCAAUGAAAACGCUGAUGCACAGACCAUCCUGAAGGAGGCUAGUUCCCAACUGCAAGGAGCGUUCAACUUCCACACCACCACCAUCCAGAUCGAGAACUACUCGGAGGACAUGAGAGACUGCCGGGAAUGCCAGAGCCCCUCCGACUGA